AAUGGUAAACAUCUUACAAGUAUGAAUUAGAUACUGCGGGAGAAAUUCUUAGCACUAAAUACGCAAUAACCAUUUGCAAAACAAGCUCGUAGUGAAGUAAAGGAGAACUGAUAACUUGUGUGUCGGAUCAAAUCGUAUAGUCCCAGCAUGCACUAGGAUUAAAGUGGUAUUAAAAUUCCUGAUAUACUGGAAUAACUUUUCUUUUAGUGAUGAUUGUAAUUUAGGAAAUAUUAUAUCAUAUAGCAGAAUGACUGCUUCCACACAAAAAGGACAAAAACUUCAGAAAACAAAUUUCUUUGGAAAAGAAAAUAGCAGUGGAUAACAAACAAAACAAACAAUGGAGACAUCAUGGAUGAAUAUUUUCACAUUGAUGAAUAUUGUGGUUGUGUUUGGAACAACUCAGAGCAUUGAUUACAUGGAAACUACUGAUGACACUGUGAAAAACAAAAUCUGGGACGGAGGAAAUUGUCCGAGGGAGUGUUCAUGCUAUAAAGGACAACUUUCUGUGUCUAUAUUAAAUGAAAUAAAGUACAUGAACACAGUAAAUUGUGCUGGACGAGGGCUGGAGGACAUACCUUUAGUGCUUCCUGAUGAUACUGAAGUGUUACUCCUCUCCAAUAACAAUUUCACAAAAGUUACAAAAUUACCGUAUUCUUCUGACUUAGUUUAUCUGGAUUUAUCAAAUGCUUCCAUAGAAAUUUUGACAUGCAAUAAUUUAUUCUUCGGUUUCAAAAAGCUGAAAUAUCUGAACCUCAGUAACAAUAAAUUGAACCACUUACAACAGUAUUGUUUCACAGGGCUUUCCAAUUUGUAUUAUUUGGAUAUCAGUAAAAAUAAGUUAACUAAUAUUUCAAGCAGUGCUUUUACUGGUUUGAAUAAUUUAAAGUCAUUUAAUAUAGCAGAUAAUUUGCUCAACAGAGUAUCUCCUGACUGGUUUGCUGAUGUGUCUGAUGAUCUACGGGAGCUCGAUUUCUCAAACAACCUUCUCACGUUCAUUGAAACUAAUGACUUUAGUGCUUUGAGUAAACUUAAUUUACUGAACCUGUCUUCAAAUAAAAUUCGAACUAUAGAUAACAAUGCGUUCAGCAAUCUAACAAAUAUGUUAAUACUAGAUCUCAGUUAUAAUCAAAUGCAACUGAUGCCAAAAGAGUUGCUGCAUCUUAUGAAAAUUCUGAAAAAGUUCAUAUUUGACGGAAAUCCUAUGCGCAAAAUACAUACAGGAGAUUUUCAAGGCAUGAAUGUAGCUUACUUGUCAAUAAGCUACAUGCCUGAACUUCAUUUUAUUGAAAAACAUGCUUUUCAAAACCUGCCACUUUUUACCACUUUAGAAGCUCAUGAUAAUCCAAAGCUCAUUUACGUUGACUCACAAGCGUUUGACAAUGUCCCAAGUUUGAGUACCUUAUAUCUGCAUAAUAAUCAAAUAGCAGCGUUAUCACCAAGCUUGAUUCAAUAUAUACCAAGUUUGGAGGAAAUUCAUCUCUAUAGAAACCCGAUUCGAUGUGACUGCAAUGCAUUCUGGAUAAAAGAAUUAAUUACAGAAGCAACUGCAACAAAUUAUAGCAAACCAUUCUUCAAUCAUUCACAAUACAUUAAAUGUAAUUUUCCUCUUAAUCUAACAGGAACAUCUAUAGCAAAUGUAACUGAGGACAAAUUCAGUCGUGUCUGUGCACCGACAACACUUCCCGCAUUUAAAGAGAAUUAUACAAUGGACCUUGGUGAAGAAUUGCGCAUUGAAUGUCAUGCUUAUGGAGUCCCUGAGCCAAAACUUACCUGGCUACUACCAAAUCAAACAGUCGUCAGCGGUGAUUUUCAAAGUAAAAAAUUUGAGCUUGUAGAUAGUUGUGUUUUAAUAAUUCGUUACUUGACAUUAAGUGACAGCGGAACAUAUGCUUGUAAAGCAGACAAUGGUAUAGCCGUGGAUUUAAGUUCCACGCGGAUUACAGUGACUAAUAAGCCAGUUCGGCUUGUUAUUUUUAGAGUUUCUUUUGAUUAUGUAUCAUUAUCUUGGAAUGGUACAAGACACUAUUCAAUGAUCUCAGACUAUCAAUUACAAUAUCGAGAAUUAAAGAAAGAUAAUAAACAAAACAUUACAAAUCAAAAUCAUAAAUACAAAGUUAUUCCUUUGGCUGCCAGGUACCGUAGUUACACGGUAACAAACCUAAAACCAAAAACAUUGUAUGAAUUUUGUAUAGUUUAUGUAUAUGAUACUGAAUUGUAUAAAGUUGACUGUCGGAUUUUGACCACUAAAGAUCAUGUGGAAUAUCACAGUGCUAUCAAAAAGGUCAUAAGUGAAAAAAUAAUCGCAGGGGUGUGCACAGCUUUAGGAAUAGUAAUGGCAAUUGCUUGCAUGGUGACGCUCGUUAAAAAGUUCCGACUACACAAGGAUUACGAGUCCCCAUACAACAUAGAGGAAACCGAAAGUAUCAACAUUCCCCUCGAAAAUGUUUAUAGACCCACAAGCACUCAGAUGUGUUCAUCUAAAACAUCACUACUUAGUGUUCAAACUCAUAAAUCGGCUUUGGAUGAAUAUUAGGAACCCUCGUGGAAUUAUAUUUAUGUUUACCUACUGUCAAUAUUUCGUUUGUUAAUUCAUCAAUAUUGAUGAAGUUCAUCUUGUUUUGUUCAUGUAUCAGUUCCCUAUAGUGACAUAACACACAUGGUACAAUGUAUGACAGAGAACUUAUACUUUGAAUUAUUCCGUAUUAAUGUAAUAAGUUCUGGUAAACUUUUCAUCUGUCUAUAAUCACCUGGGAAUUGCUAAAAAAUUGAAAUUAUUAAAAGUAUUAUUAAA
Messenger RNA from Ruditapes philippinarum (Manila clam), 2791 nucleotides. RefSeq names its product leucine-rich repeat neuronal protein 1-like. The transcript has 2 exons. NCBI's taxonomy places the organism in Eukaryota, Metazoa, Mollusca, Bivalvia, Venerida, Veneridae. The coding region runs from base 338 to 2533 and encodes 731 amino acids. Gene Ontology annotation, molecular function: protein binding. The record is from RefSeq and is a predicted model, not a curated record.